Pseudogymnoascus destructans is the source of this 1489-nucleotide messenger RNA. RefSeq lists its product as uncharacterized. Bases 172 to 1446 code for a protein of 424 amino acids. The record is from RefSeq and is a predicted model, not a curated record. NCBI's taxonomy places the organism in Eukaryota, Fungi, Ascomycota, Leotiomycetes, Thelebolales, Thelebolaceae. The transcript has 3 exons.
CACCAGAGGAUCCAAUGGAAGGUCAACUCCUCAACCUUACUUAUAUAAUACUAUUCGAGAUCGGAGUACAGUAAGACCAAAAGUGUAUAUACGACUUCCUCGUGGUUUGCAUGGCCCUGUUAUAUUUUUCUAGAAGUGCUAUAAUAAAGACGUAUACAUAUCAUCGCCAACAUGUCGACAACUAACUUCAAUAUCAAAGAACACGUAGUAGAAGCCCAGCAUAUUCGGGAAUAUGCAAGAGCGACAUCGUUUUCGGAGGAGGAGAUUCUAAAGCUUUCCAUCAAGCAGUAUACGCCGUUAGAUAAUCCAAAUCCGCAACCGGGAGAUGUUACAAUCAUUGGAGCACAUGCCAAUGGGUUUCCCAAGGAGCUCUACGAAGCCUUGUGGGAUGAACUAUGUUUACGCUCAAAGGCCAAUGGCUUUCGCAUCCGCAGUAUCUGGAUCGCCGAUGCUGCCCACCAAAAUCAAAGUGCAAUUCUGAAUGAAGAGAAGUUGGGUAACGAUCCAUCAUGGAUGGACCAUCCCCGUGACCUUCUUCACAUGAUUAACCACUUCCGCAAGGAGAUGCCACUUCCGUUGUUUGGGGUUGGCCAUUCAUUCGGAGGCAAUAACCUUGCCAGCCUGUCCCUGAUACAUCCUCGCCUUUUUACCUCACUCACCCUCCUGGAUCCAGUCAUUUUUGGGCAACCUCUGACCAGCGGUGACGGCAGGGGAGCACCUAUGGCGUCAACAUUCCGUCGUGACCUCUGGCCAUCCCGCGAAGCAGCCGCGGCGGGCUUCCGUAGAAACCCAUUCUACAAGUCCUGGGACCCUCGGGUUUUAGAGGCAUGGAACAAGCACGGAGUACGCGAGACGCCCACGCUACUCUAUCCAAAUGAAAAGGGCUCCGUGACAUUGAGCACUCCCAAGUACCACGAAGUGCAAACCUUCAUUCGCCCAACUUUCUCCGACCCCAAUAACGGCCCUCUGGCUCCCAUUACCCACUACUCCCAUCCCGAUAUCGAUCAAUCCGUACCAUCCACCGAGCCAUUUUAUUCCCCAGCACCAUCUAUGGUUCUUGCACAGCUCCCCCAUCUACGGCCAAGCGUGCUGUACAUAUUCGGUGGCACCAGCUUCAUGGCUUCGCCAGCCCUUAAUGCGGAAAAAAUGCGUGUCACAGGAACUGGCACCGGAGGGUCAGGAGGGGCAGCGAAGUGGCGCGUUACGGAAGUUGUUUUAGAAGGAAUCGGCCACCUGGUUGCUAUGGAGGCACCGGUGCAAACUGCAGAGAAUACAGCGAAGUGGAUAGGCCAGGAAAUGCAGCUCUGGAGGCAAGAGGCGGAGAAAUUCGCAGGGUGGGCGAAGAUGGGUGUCAUAGAGAAGCAAGUCAUAAGUGAGAAGUGGAAGAACAUACUUACUGGAGAUCCAAAAAAAAGGAAGGUUACUGAUGGCGCGGUCAAGUUAUAAAGUGCGAUAUAUAGAUCGGAAUAUAUUGUCAUAUGAACUAUCA